CAUAAAGCAGUGGUAUCGUCCACUCCCCCGGAAAACGCCGGGCGACAGCCAAAACCCCUGCGAAAGAGAAGAAGUGGAGCAGAUUUAUCAGCCCACAACUAACUGUAGAAAGAACAAUCCGGGCCAGACAGCGGUACAACAUCAGGAACACUGGACAAGCUUAAUCACUUAGAUCUUAAUGGACAAGGCAGUCGUAGGUACACAGCCCAGCUAGUGAAGCCUAUUAAAGGUUCAGUGAUGCCUGUGAAGAAGAAGAGGAAGCUCCCUGAAGCAGAUGAUAAUGAGCAAAAGUGUAAAAUUACAAGUUUCACUCGACCUCAAAUCCGCGGUGCCAGGCCAAUCACUGAGAAGCUGUUCUCCAUUAAGAAGUGCCUGGCCUGGUUCAACGAGUACGCUGGCCCUGACAAGGUGGUAGGUCCAGAGGCCAUGGAGAAAUUCUGUAAAGACAUUGGUGUGGAACCAGAGAAUAUUAUCAUGUUAGUUUUAGCCUGGCAUCUAGAAGCUGCAAGUAUGGGGUUCUUCACAAAAGAUGAGUGGCUCAGGGGAAUGACGUUAUUACAGUGUGACUGUACAGAGAGGUUACAGAGCAAGCUGGAUUACCUGCGUGCUGAGCUCAACGACUCUGUAGUCUUCAAAAACAUCUACAGAUAUGCCUUUGACUUCGCCAGAGAUAAGGACCAGAGAAGUUUGGACAUGGACACGGCCAAAUCCAUGCUGGCAUUGCUGCUGGGGAGAACGUGGCCUCUCUUUCCAGUCUUCCAGCAGUUCCUGGAGCAGUCCAAGUACAAGGGGAUGAAUAAGGACCAGUGGUAUAACGUUCUGGAGUUCAGCAGGACCAUCAACACAGACCUCAGUAACUACGAUGAAGAUGGAGCUUGGCCAGUGCUACUAGAUGAGUUUGUGGAGUGGCAGAAAGGUUGGUCUGCAUCAUAGCUAACAACGUCACAAAAACAGGAGAAAGAGGGAGAGAAAACAGAAAACCAAGAAGACGGGAUAAAUCAGAAAAAGGAAAAACUGCGGUUUCAGAUAUAACCAACACUUCAAUGGACUCCAACAAUUCUCACACACACACACAUAACUAUGGACUACAGAAUCAUCCCUACGGACUCGGGGUACACUCACAUCCCAUCAGAGAUUGUCUCUGCGAAAUGUCAGACAACUGUGGUCAAGUGGCCUUUCUCUCACGGAGUAGACUUUUUAUAGUGUUAAUUUGAAGAGAAGAAAACGUGGGGGAGAAAGUUCUACAAGAAGAAUACAAAAACAAAUGAACUGAGAGAAGAGCUGCGGAAUUUAUGUUUUCUUGAUUAAUUUUUUUUUUUUCCCCAUUUUGUGUCUUGUUUGUAGAAGUUUUCACAGUAAUAAAAAAGAAACGAAAGUAA
This is a messenger RNA of Micropterus dolomieu (smallmouth bass), 1379 nucleotides long. It is a transcript of the gene dcun1d5, whose product is annotated as DCN1, defective in cullin neddylation 1, domain containing 5 (S. cerevisiae). Gene Ontology annotation, cellular component: ubiquitin ligase complex. The transcript is spliced from 10 exons. The record is from RefSeq and is a predicted model, not a curated record. Lineage: Eukaryota; Metazoa; Chordata; Actinopteri; Centrarchiformes; Centrarchidae. Bases 238 to 933 code for a protein of 231 amino acids. Gene Ontology annotation, molecular function: ubiquitin conjugating enzyme binding; cullin family protein binding; ubiquitin-like protein binding. Gene Ontology annotation, biological process: protein neddylation; positive regulation of ubiquitin-protein transferase activity.